AUGGUGCGCUGUCGAUGGACGCCAGCUCUAAUUUUAAUCUGCCUGCCUAUCCUUGCCACAGUGAUAACCGCAUUCCGUGUCCGCGAUUUACCUAAAUUUGAAGAUAGUGUAAAACUCGAUAGGAAACAAAAGUGUGAUGACUGUGAUGUGAAGUUUGGUCAUAAGUUGCAUAGUAUUAAAACGGAAAGUGAUAAAUACAGGAACGAAAAUAUUAAGAAAGUAAUUAAACAGCAUGAUAUCGACCAAAAGUCUGGCAGUAAGUUUGAUACUAUUAAUGAAAACGAUGACAAUUAUAUCAUUUUAAAAGGAAAGUCAGAAUUAAAGGACGAUUAUCUAAGUGCUAGUAAAAAAAAUUUUGAUACAAGUAGCCACAAAGUUCCAAGUUUUAGCCACAAAGAUGUUGACGAUAGAAUUAUUGCACAAAAAUCUAGUUCAAUACAGAAGACAAAAAUUUCAGAUAUAAAAAGUAGUGACACAAAGAGCUCGACAAGAAAGGAUACUAUUUUAAAUAGUGUAAAAUAUGAUGCUAGUCGACGUCAAGAAAAUGACGACUUUAAGGAUGAUAAAAAAACGGUGCCACUGAAAUCAAAAUUAUUGGUAAAAAAUGAUGAAUCUAAAAGAACCGACAGAAAUGAUAAACCAACAAAAUCUAUAGAUAAGGAUAGUUUUGAUCAUAAUAAAGAAAAAAUUGAAGCUAAGCUCAAACUUUUAGAUACUAAGAAGAUUGAGCAUAAAUUAAAAGAUGAGUCUUUUGAAGUUAGCGAUUCUAGAUCGAUAUCAAAAGAAAUAGAAGAAGACGAUGAGGAUGACGAUGACGAUGAAGAUGACGACAAUGAUGACGAUGAUGAUGACGACGGAGCACUAUCAAGUCUCUGGGAGACAUUUAGUAUGUGGGGGCUUCAUAUUGAUCCUAGCCUCAAACCUGACGAAAAAAAAGAAAAGCAAUUGAUCCAAAAGAUCAAAACUACAAAACAAAAAAAUGACACAAAAGACACAAUCACCGUUCCUAUAGAAGGUUUGCGUAAGGUUAAAGAAACCACGAAAAAGUUGGAAAUUAAACCAAUGAUUUCCAAUUUAAGAGAAACCGUACAAAAGCCGGUUACUAAGACAGUCACACCAAAAAAGGUACUAGAUCUUAAAAAUGAUGAUGAUGAAAAUGAUAAAGUCGAUAAGGAUGAUGAUGAUGCCGAUGACGAGGAUAAUAAACACAUGUCACAAUUAAAAUAUAUGCCCAAAAAUAAAAUUAAAAAAAUUGAUGAAAAUCUAAUAACCAAAAACAAAAUUACUAAGUUAGAUGUAAAAACUGCUGAGGACGAUGAUGAUGACGAUGCCGAUUUUAAAUUAUUAGAAGAAAAAUAUGCACUUAAGAGUAGUCAAAACAUAAAAAAAGUGGCGAAUCCAAAGAAAAUUGUGAAACUUAUUCAAGAUAGUGAUGACGCUGACGAUAAUGAUGAAGAUGAUGAAGGUGACAACAAGGAAAGUAAUAAUGUCAUUAAAAAGCUUUCAAAUAAGUCUAAAUCAACAUCCAACAAAGAUGAUAAAAAGAAUAUGAUUACCAAAACAGCAUUCAAAAUUGAAAAUGGAAGUGAUGAUGACGAGGAUGGCGAUGAUGAAGAUGAUGACAUCGAUAGCAAUGAUAGUGGUCAAUUAUUGAAUAAAAUCUCAAUGGAAGGUAAAAAGUCAACUGAAAAAACGUCUCUGUCAGAAAAUAAAAAAGAAGAUAAGAUAGAAAUUAACAAACAAGUAGUGAAAGAUAAUAAAAAAAAUAUAAAACAGGAGGAGAUGGUAAAAUCUAAACACAAGAAGGAGAAUUCGUCUUAUUCAAAUAAAGAACACGACGUUAAAAUUGCUAAACCAGGUGCAAAAAAUGAAACCACUACCAAUCAAUUGCCAAAAAAUGGAGACAUAAAAGAACAAAAGGAAAGUAAAUCUUUGGAUGAUAAAUCUAAAAAAGAAACUGAUAAGAUAGUCCAAGCAAAAGAUCUCAAAUUGAAAGAAAAGAUAACUAAAGCACCUCAGCGUAGUCAGCCAGACACGGUCGGACAAGAACCUGUGCAAACUGGUUAUGAAAAAGAUUCGGUAGAUGGCCUUAAUAUGAAUGACAUUAAAAAGGAAAUUAAAGCCCAAAUUCGCUCAAACCAAGAGGAUAAAAAGUCUGAUAAAUCAAAAGAAAAACUAAGAGAGAGUGCAGCAAUCUCUUCGUCAACUGACUCUAAUAUAAAACACGUUACGGAUGCUUUACAUAGACGGAAUUUACUCAAAAGUGAUUUUGAAGAUUUCUAUGCAUUUUUUCCAACUUUUGCUCCAAACUUUUCACGUAUCCACAACCCGGAAUGCAGGCGCCAUGGGCAGAUAGUAUUGAGGCAAUUACGCGGUACAAAAUUAUGGGCUUUAAACAUGCUCGAUGCUACGGCGAAAAUUCCCUCGGGGAUACUUCAAGGUAAUGGUAUCCAGCUUGGUGACUUUGACCAGUGUGUGGGAAGCCGUGCUCGGGUCCAGUUAGAAAGUGGGAGUGUCGUGAAAGUUCAAGGGAAAUAUUGUUUGGCUCGCCUUGACAUAAAAGCGGAACAUCCAGAGCUGGAGACGCCUGUGCAUUUGGCGCAAGCCAAAAACUUGAUGAGAAGCAGGAUAGAUGAUCCAGGUCACUUUGUACCGCGAUUUUCAACGUUGAGUUGGGGUGUCUGCGUGCCAGCUGUCUGCAACCCCGAAGAUGCUGAAGUCAUCAUCAAAGACGCUAUCAAACACUACCAGAAAACCAGCGGAGUCGUCGUACGAGUUAAAGUUGAUGAACAGGACUGUUACGUUGAAGAGGAUGAGUGGUGGAAGAACUGGAUUGAACUGCCCGUUAUCUUGACACUAUCGUUCUAUGGCGUCGUUGUUCUGCUUGUACUUGUGGCGACGCUUCAAGACUUUUUUGCUAGAAGAAACGAAGGUGAAAGUGAAGGGGUGGAUAAAAAGACAAAGUCUAAUAAAGAAGAAAGGAAAAAACAAGAAAAGGAUGUUGCCAGUUCGAAAAAAUUAGACAACUUCAUAAGCUCCUUCUCCCUCUACCACACGCUUGACAAGCUGGUGGCUCCUGGGACCACUGACGAUAUUGCCUGCAUCCACGGUGUCAGAGCAAUAGCCACUAUUGCUCUGCUCAUUGCACAUAAGUUUAUGCCGGUCGCUGUGAUGCCUUACACUAACAGGCUGAAGAUUACCGAGCUAGCAAGUUCCCCUCUCUGGUCUUGGUGCCGCGCUGGUUGGAUGUUUACCGACUGUUUCUUGCUACUCAGCGGCACUCUUACCGCUCAUAAGGCAUCGGACAAUAAUUCUGGAGCGCCUAGAAGAUUAUUCUCCAGGUAUAUGAGGUUAACACCAGCGUUGCUAGCCCUGGUUCUGUUUUACGCCUACAUUUGGGACAACGUAUCCAGUGGCCCCAUGUGGGGUACAUUUGUCACGAAAAACGCUGAAGUAUGCCAAGAAGGAUGGUGGUGGAACUUGCUGUAUGUACAGAACUAUUUUGGUUUUGAAGAAAUGUGUGCACCGCAAACACACCAGCUAGCCCUGGACAUGCAGCUCACUAUCCUUGGAGGUAUAUUAAUAUGGGUGAUGCAAGUGAAACAGGGCGUCUACAAGAUCGUAAUGCCUGUCUUGCAUAUUGUUGCGGCUUACUCAAGAUACACAACCGUUAAGGAUCAUAGACUUACAAUGCUGGCUUACCAUGGAGUUAGCGUAAGCCAGCUUUAUAGGACGGCGCGUUUGAGUUACACGUCGGUGUUGCAUCGUUCUACGCCUUAUUUAGUUGGGCUGAGUUUGGGCUUAGCUUUAAAGACUCCUGUGGAACCCGGCAUGUUUCUCCUGGGCAUUGGUUGGAUAUCUAGCAUCGCUCUUUGGUGUCUCGUCUGGUGGGUUGGCGCUGACUCCGGCUCCAUGCAGUACCGCUACAGUUCAACAUUUGCUGCACAAUAUGCUUCCCUUGCACCUAUUGCGUCUGCACUGGCCAUCGCUUGGUUGGUUUAUGCUGUUCACAGUGGUGGUUCUAGUUUCCUGUCACGUUUCCUAUGCUGCAGACCCCUGGUGUUUAUUAGCCGACUAUCUUAUGCUCUUUACCUUACCCAGUUUAUCGUGUACAUCACAAACGUGGCUACUGUUAAAACCUCCAGAGAAUUCACCUUGAUGUCGUUGAUUGAUGUACAAGAAAUCUCAACAAUACUACUAUUAGCGGUUAUUCUAACAGUUACAUUUGUUAUACCAAUGCAAUCUCUACACAAAGUUUUCAUUUUUCCUAUAAAGUCUGAGAGCUCGGCAAAACCCAUAGCAUCGGGUGAAAACAAAUUUGAAGAAGAAAAAAAGGAGGAAAUACGAAAAGAAGACAAAAAUAUAGUAGAAACUCCACAGUUAAAAAGUCGAUUGCACUUAAUAGCUCACAGAGAAGUGCUUGAAGAAAUACCAGAGACAGAAGUAGAAUAUGAAUCACAGAGAGACAACGAAGGGCUGGGAGAAAUUUUAGAGGAAGAAGAAGAUGACAUGGGUGAAGAAUCUAUCGGGAACGUGGAAAUAGAGGAUGAUAUGGAAAUCAUUGAAGAAGAACAGGGCGGAGAAUGUGAAGAAGAUGAAUUCUGGUUAAAUAGACGACAGUAUACACCAAGGAGAUCAGACUCGAAUGAAAAUGAGGAAGAAAUUGACGAAUGGGAAUGGACGGCAAACGGAAGUCGUAAUGGAGCUCAAUAUUAUCGAUACUCAAGGUAG
This is a messenger RNA of Arctia plantaginis, 4731 nucleotides long. The record is from the annotation of a GenBank genome assembly. Lineage: Eukaryota; Metazoa; Arthropoda; Insecta; Lepidoptera; Erebidae.